Brachypodium distachyon (stiff brome) is the source of this 1710-nucleotide messenger RNA. RefSeq lists its product as uncharacterized. The transcript has 3 exons. The record is from RefSeq and is a predicted model, not a curated record. Bases 863 to 1357 code for a protein of 164 amino acids. Lineage: Eukaryota; Viridiplantae; Streptophyta; Magnoliopsida; Poales; Poaceae.
UGACACGCAGCAUUAUUGACACUGACUUUCAAUAUCUGAUUGGGGAUCCUGCACAACGCCAGACCUCUAUUCUUUUUAUGUGCUGCUUUCCCUACGUUCUCUUUCUUUACCUUUGCCUUUUUCCUUGCCCCCUUUUGAAUCAUUUGCCCCUCCUCCUCUGCCUCUCCUGCCCUGCCCUGCUCUACUACAGCUACAAAACCACAAUAGUUCUAGGGUCAUGUGGGUCGCUACAGGAUGUGUGUAUGGGGAUGAGGAGCCACUCUUUUUGAGGUGCCCAAACAUGAUUCCGUGAUUGUUUUUUGCACCAUUCUUGUAGGCAGGCAGCCUCCCAUCAAACUGUUGUUGAAUCUCUUAAAUCAUUUCUUGUUUUCUGUAUAAGGUGGCACACCACAGCCUAAAGCCCCCACGCUCUUUUUGUUCUUCCAUCUUUUCCUUUUGUUCCUCUCCCUCUUGACCACCCCCACAACGCCAGCACCACCAUUUUCCCUUGGCCAAGGAGAGAUCAGAACCCCCUUUAAGUAGAGACAGCCAAGCUAUCGCUCAUCUUGUAGGGUUCUUGGCAUUCAGGAAAUACUACACCAACUUGGAUGAGGCGCCGGCAAACAGGCAGUUGCUGCUGGUUCUUGGCUGUGGCAGCAGCGAAGCGAGAGUACUAAAGAUCGUGAUACCGUCUCUCCAGAAGCAGCGUCACAUGCACAUGGUCAGGACUCAGGAGUGAGGAGAUAAUGAUGAACUCAGCCGUAUUCGGUGCCUGCAUUUCCUCUGCGAGGUACUAGGCGAGAGCUCCAACAAUCCAGCUCCCCGUGAAGAUUUAUAUAUUUACCCAAGAAGGUUGGGAUCAGCUAGCCAGGCCGCCCAGGCCAUGAGUGGCUUUGCGGGGAGGCCGUGGAUGGGGGACGCGACGCCGUCGUCGGGCGAAAACGCGAGGGACGACGGCGUGAAGGAGCUCGGGUCGUCGUCCACGAACGCCAGCGCCAUCUCCUUCGGCUUCGCGGCCACCGCCAUCCUCAUCUCCAUGUUCCUCCUCAUGGCCAUCUUCGAGCACCUCAUCAAGCCCGGCUGGGCCUCCGCCGCGGCCCACGACGGAGACGGAGAUGGCCAGUCGUCGCACUCGCAGCCCGCGGGCCGGCACCCCGGUGGCCCGCGCGACCACGGCUCACCGGACAAGCUCGCGCCUCCGCCAAAGAUGGAGGAGGAGGCCGUGGUGGCCUUGGACCUGACGGUGGUGAUGCCGGGGCAGCGGUAUCCGACGUUCCUGGCGCAGCCGGCUCCGCUGCUCCUCGCUUGUUGCCCGAGAGAAGGGAUGCGUUGGCCUCCGCACCAUCAUGGCCAUCAGCAUUCAUUGCUGCCGCCGUGACCGUCUCUCUUCAACACGAUGGACGGAUACGUGCUUGGUGUACGCUGUAGCGCCGAGAGAGAUGAUCCAAAGUCCUGAUGUUCGUGGUGUCGACAAGCUCUGAAUUUCUUUCAUGGGCCGGCCUUCUUGUCUUGGGCUGAAAAAGAAAGAUGUCUUGGUCCUUUCUUGGGCUGUGGAGACCGAUUCCCAUGUAAAGCCGCAGCCGACUCUAGAAAGAAAAUGUAAAGCUGUAGCCCUCUUUUCCCAUCAUAUGAGCUUGGGAGCUUGGCUGUUUGUUUACGUAUGUAAAUACACCCCCGUUCCUAUUUUGAUUGUCACAAUGUCAGUUUAAUCCUAAAACUAUGAAAACUGAA